This is a messenger RNA of Thermothelomyces thermophilus ATCC 42464, 920 nucleotides long. RefSeq lists its product as uncharacterized. Gene Ontology annotation, biological process: protein folding; regulation of DNA-templated transcription. The record is from RefSeq and is a predicted model, not a curated record. Gene Ontology annotation, cellular component: cytoplasm; prefoldin complex. Bases 256 to 741 code for a protein of 161 amino acids. The transcript has 5 exons. NCBI's taxonomy places the organism in Eukaryota, Fungi, Ascomycota, Sordariomycetes, Sordariales, Chaetomiaceae.
ACCUCAGUUAGCUGGGUGCAAGAACCCCGCAACGCAGAGCAGCUUCUUUGGACCCCACCAUUAUUCCUUCGUUACCGACCAUAUCUUACUGUGCUCACACAGACACCGCGGCGGUCCUUAGCGGGGCACAGCGCAUGCUUUCUUGAGAAGGAUCCUGACUGAGUUUUGGCUGCGACUGCGGUGGUGUUUUCGAGUCCCAGAGUACACUGCCACUUAUCUCCAGUCCUAAACUCUUCGAGUCAAGCAAAUACCAGUAUGGCCAGCCGCGGUCAACAACAAGGAGAGGCAGUUGACCUCAACACCCUCAGCGCCCAGCAGCUGAGUGCCGUCAAGAAGCAGCUCGAUGGCGAAGUCGAGCAUCUCUCAAGCUCAUAUGCCCAGCUUGCCGCGGCCCAAGCAAAGUUCAAGGAGUGCCUGCGGAUAGUCAAGUCGGGCUCCUCCUCUCUGGACAAGGACAAGUCCAUCCUCGUCCCCCUCACCAACUCGCUCUACGUCAAGGGCCGGAUUGCCGACCCGGAUCGGGUGCUCGUCGACGUUGGGACGGGCUUUUACGUCGAGAAGGACACCAAAUCUGCCGCAGAGUUCUACGAAGCCAAGGUCAAGGAACUUGCUGGCAAUAUCCAAGGGCUAGAAGGAAUCGUGCAGGCCAAGACAAACAACCUGCGCGUUGUGGAAGAAGUUCUACGGCAAAAGGUGUUGGCACAAGGAAGUUCAGGCGCAGCAGCACCAGCAUCGUCAUAGCACGGCCAUACGAAGACAAGGGUACGGGUGGAAACUUAUUGAUAAGGAUAAUCUCCCGCAUAAUCUCCCGCAAAAAGACCUCUCCAUAUUGUUUCACCGAGUGAAUGUCAUCAGUUGUGUUCCAUGUGUUCUUGGAACCCAGGCAGGUCAAUAGACACCUCUGAUGUUACAUUACGCCC